This is a messenger RNA of Paramecium octaurelia, 1436 nucleotides long. NCBI's taxonomy places the organism in Eukaryota, Ciliophora, Oligohymenophorea, Peniculida, Parameciidae. The record is from the annotation of a GenBank genome assembly.
UUAAAUCUUUUUAUUUAAAAUAAAAAGGACAUUGUCUUAAGUAACAAAAUAAAAUAAUUUAUUAGAAUAAUUAUGGAUCAAACAACACAAGAUUUACAAGAAAAUUGGAAUGAGGUAUUUCAAUGAAGUAUUUUGCAAGCAUGUCGAAACAUUCGAAGAAUUAAAUUUGAGCAAAGAUUUAUUAAGAGGCAUCUUCUCUUAUGGUUUCGAAAGACCAUCAGCCAUCUAACAAAAAGCCAUCAAACCAGUCAUUAUAGGAAAGGAUGUCUUGGCACAAGCAUAAUCAGGUAUGUUAUUAUCAUCUAAUGAUUCUUUUUAGGAACUGGAAAAACUGGUACAUUCACCAUUGGUGCUUUACAGAGAAUCGACCCAAACCAAAGAAAGACUCAAGUCAUCAUUCUAGCACCAGUUAGAGAAUUGGCAAAGCAAAUUUAUGAUGUGGUUAAAGGAAUUGGUCAAUACUUGAACAUCGAAGCCUUCUGUUGCAUUGGUGGUACCUCAACCUAGGAGACCAGAGAAAAAUGCAAAUAAGGAGUGCACAUCAUUAUCGCUACUCCAGGUAGAUUGAUCGAUAUGAUGAAAAACAAAUAUUUGGAUGCCACAUUUAUGAAAUUGCUUGUUGUAGAUGAAGCUGAUUAAAUGUUAGACUAAGGUUUUAGUGAUAACUUCGCAGAAAUCCUAAAAAUGGUUCCAGGAGAUAUUUAAAUUGGUAUUUCUGACAUUUAAGUUUUUGCUAGCAUUAUUUAGUGCUACUUUCCCAUAAGAAAUUAUUGAAUUGAGUAAAUAGUUCUUAAGAGACGGAACAGCUAAGAUUUUGGUUAAGAAAGAAUAAUUGACAUUGGAGGGUAUUAGAUAAUUCUACAUUGCCAUCCAACAAGAAGAUCAAAAAUUCAGAGUUUUGGUUGAAUUGUAUAAGAAUCUUACAGUUUCUUAAUCAAUCUUAUUCUGCAACUCCAAAAAAACCGUUGAUGAUUUGUAUGACAAAUUGACCGCUGAAGGUUUUACUGUCAGUAAAAUCCACAGUCAAAUGGAACAAAAAGAGAGAGAAUAAGUAAAUCUAUUGUAGCUAUAGUAGGUUAUGCAAGAAUUCAAAAAAGGAGCUGCCAGAAUCCUUGUUUCAACAGAUCUUAUGGGUAGAGGAAUUGAUGUCCAAUAAUUGUCAUUAGUCAUCAAUUAUGAAUUCCCAAGAUUAAAGGAGCAAUACAUCCAUAGGUAAUACUAUGUUAAUAUAUUAUUUUAGAGUUGGAAGAGCUGGUAGAUAUGGUAGAAAGGGAGUUGCCAUUAAUAUGGUAGCACAACAAGAAGCUAAUCUCUUGUUAGAAGUUGAAAAAUAUUACAACACUAAAAUUGAUGAAAUGCCCAAAGAUUUAGCUGAAGUAGAAAAAGAAUUAAGUUGAAAUAUGGGUAUUUGUUAUAAAAGAGUAUAAAUAUCAAUU